UUUGUUGACACUGCUCACAGUCCGUUUGCUUUACGCGGUCGCCAUGUUGACUGUUACCAAAGAGCCUUAAAAUGAAAGAGCUGUAACAUUAGCUGCUACGUAGCCUGACUAACGGUUACAGCUCAAAAAAAUAAAUAAACGGUUGUAUUGUAAGAAAACCUGCAAGUUGGCAACUACUUGAAAAUGCGAUUGAUUUAACUUUUAUGUACACAUUUUCUACGAUAUGGUGUCGUGCGUCAGUUUUUACCACAUAUUUCGUACCGUUUGGAAACAGACGCCAUCUUUGUUGGGGUUGCUCAAGAGGAACAUGACCUUUGCACCGGUGAAGCUGAGCUGUCCUACAGUCCCACUGUCCAAUGGUCUGCAGAUUCCAAUAUUGGGAUUAGGCACAUCCCAUCAUGGCGGAUACUCUCAUGAUGCCGUUGUGUAUGCACUCACUGAGUGUGGCGUGCACCACAUCGACACAGCAAAGCACUACGGCUGUGAGGAGAAGCUGGGUUACGCGAUAAGAGAAAGCGGGAUACCACGAAGUGAUCUGUGGGUCACCAAUAAACUGUGGCCGGGGGACUAUGGAUACAAAGCUGCAAAGAAGGCCUGCCGUGACUCCUGUUCACAGAUGGGGGUGGAAUAUUUCGAUCUGUAUCUGAUGCACUGGCCAGAGUCAUUGCGACCUGGUUACUCCAACAGGGAGGUGAGAGCGGAGACCUGGAGAGCUUUGGAGGAACUCUAUAAAGAAGGGGUGUGCUCUGCUAUUGGAGUGAGCAACUUCCUGGUUUGCCACCUGGAAGAGUUAAAGGAAGACUGCAGUGUUGUGCCACAUGUUAACCAGGUGGAGUACCAUCCUUUCCAGCAGCCCAAUCAGCUGAUAAAAUACUGUCGUCAGGAGGGAAUUGUGUUUGAAGGAUACAGUCCUCUGGCCAAGGGUCAAGCCCUCAGCAACCCAACCGUUCUACAGUUAGCAGAAAAACACGGACGCACACCUGCUCAGAUCUGCAUCCGCUGGAGCAUUCAGAAUGGAGUUGUCACAAUACCGAAAUCAAUCACAAAGAAGAGGAUUCAGGAAAACUGUCAGGUGUUUGGGUUCCAGCUGGAGGAAUCAGACAUGGCCGCUUUGGGAAGCUUGCACGAUGGAAGACACGUGACUUGGGACCCAACAAACGUGGAGUAAAAAUAUGUGAGAGGAGUCAGUGUUUAUCAUGGACAUUUGGUCAGUAAUAGAUGACUGAAGAUAUAAUCUUGUGAUUGUAAUAAGAUUUUAAUUAACGCUUUGUUCAUUAGUAGUGUGUCACACUUUGCCUGUAGGGAGACUCUACUACGAUGUGAAGUUCAUUCAUCUCAGCUACCUCUUCUGGAAAAGAUUAACAAACAGGCACGUGAACUCAGAAGGACCAAACAAUUCACCUGUACUGUACUUUAUAUUAAUAUCUACUUAUUUUUGUUUAAUAAUGCAAGAAUGACUGCAUGUUACAAUCAUAGGUUAUAUAAAAAAAUGAUUUUCAUUCUAAAUACUGAAAAUUUGCCUUUGUUGAAAUAAAGCUGUCACACUGAGAAUGUGAAGGAUUUUUAGGAUUUCCUAACUCCUGGACUUACAGGCUUUAACAAAGGACCUGCAUUAGAUGAGGCUGAGUGGGCAGGGCACUUUAAACAUAUCCAUUCAUUGACUCAAAAGGCUGAUGUGCAGGUAUUAUCUUAGGUACUGGUUUGACCCCCACCCAGUAUCACUAAUCCUGGCACCUCACAGUUUCACUGAGGAACAGCAGGAUUUCAGUUUCUCUCCACUUUUUUCUGAUGAUUCAAAGUCCAGUUUGACCCACAUCAGACAACAUGUUGAUGAUGAUUUUCAGUCUCUGACUUACCUGCAAGCUGUGUAAAAAAAGCAAAUGGUUAAAAUAUUUCUGUAAAAUAAACGAAAUAAGAAAGGAAACAUAUAUAGGUACAGCUCAUAUUACAUAAUUAUACAUUAAUGGUCUUUUAGAAAGAUACCACUUGCAACAAGAAGUCAAAUCCACACUCAGACUUGGUGUGACCCCAACCAUACUGCCCUGGGCCACAGGUGAGCUCUCGCCUUGCAGGUUGCUCUGGAUCUGGUCUAUUAUGCAGAGGUGUGGACUCAAGUCAGACUUGAGUCACAAAUUUGAUGGCUUUACUCAAAUUGACAAUAAAAAUUACUCUCCAUUAGUCAGUCACUUAAAGGGACUGCACUUGUAUAGCUCUUUUCUAGACUUCCGAUCACUCAAAGCU
Molecule: messenger RNA, 2241 nt
Organism: Epinephelus moara (kelp grouper)
Lineage: Eukaryota; Metazoa; Chordata; Actinopteri; Perciformes; Serranidae
Exons: 8
Coding region: 224-1168 (314 amino acids)
Molecular function (GO): oxidoreductase activity
Source: RefSeq, a predicted model, not a curated record